CUGUUUUCAGUUUUAAAAAAACUUCAGAAUGGGUAAGGAAAAGGUUCAUAUCAACAUUGUGGUCAUUGGUCACGUCGACUCUGGAAAGUCGACCACUACUGGUCACUUCAUCUACAAGCUUGGAGGAAUUGACAAGCGUGUGAUGCAGAGGUUUGAGAAAGAAGCUGCUGAAAUGAACAAGAGGUCAUUCAAGUAUGCUUGGGUGCUUGACAAGCUCAAGGCUGAGCGUGAACGUGGUAUCACCAUUGAUAUUGCCUUGUGGAAGUUUGAGACCACGAAUGUUACUGCACAGGUACCUAUUUGGAUCAAUCUGCCUACAAUCCAUACCAAAAGCAACAGGUACUGAAUUGCAAAUUGGAUUAUGCUU
Coffea arabica (coffee) is the source of this 367-nucleotide messenger RNA. NCBI's taxonomy places the organism in Eukaryota, Viridiplantae, Streptophyta, Magnoliopsida, Gentianales, Rubiaceae. The record is from RefSeq and is a predicted model, not a curated record.